Neolamprologus brichardi is the source of this 7384-nucleotide messenger RNA. It is a transcript of the gene tdrd6a, whose product is annotated as tudor domain containing 6a. The record is from RefSeq and is a predicted model, not a curated record. Gene Ontology annotation, cellular component: P granule. NCBI's taxonomy places the organism in Eukaryota, Metazoa, Chordata, Actinopteri, Cichliformes, Cichlidae. Gene Ontology annotation, biological process: piRNA processing; P granule organization; spermatogenesis.
UAGAGAGGAGGGAAACGACUUUGGGCACGCGCGUGGUUGGGAGUUGGACUUGUUAACGGUAAUCGGUCGUCGAGUUGCUGUGGAGUUCGAUUAUUUUGUUACCACAAAAAUCAGUCUUUAAAAGUGUUAGACAAAUUACACGAAACGAUAAAAACACCGAGCCUGGACUAACAUUUAGCUCACUGGGUUAAAUCUGCGAAGUUUAGGUGAGGAGAAGUUUAGCGCCGCUGGGGCUACGGGCGGUUUUUUUUUCUUUUUGGCUAGGCUAACGGUGGCAGGUCUUCUGGGAGCUAACGUCGACGGUACUUCCAGAACACUCGGCAGGAUUUUCAGGUGUAAAAACGAUAAGAUCCAGAUCCUCAUGCAGCGGUGUUUAGAGGUGACAAAUCAUGGGUAGCUAGAUUUGAUGAAACUGCCAAAAUGUCGUCAAUCUUAGGACUCCCUACACGAGGAUCAGAUGUAACUGUUCUCAUAUCCAAGGUCCAUGUGCAUCCCCAUUGUGUACUUGUGGAAUUCUGGGGAAAAUUUAGCCUGGAGAGGACUGCAGAGUAUGAACGUCUAGCCAAAGACAUCCAGUCCCCUGGGGACUCUUUGCAAGAACUGGAAGGAAAACCUGGUGACCAAUGCUUGGUUCAGAUUGAGAGUAUUUGGUAUAGGGCUCGCAUAGUCUCAAGUAAUGGCUCGAAAUACACAGUGUUCCUCAUUGACAAAGGAACAACAUGCCGUGCCAUCACAAGUAGGCUUGCAUGGGGUAAAAAGGAGCAUUUCCAACUGCCUCCUGAAGUGGAGUUUUGUGUGCUAGCUAAUGUGCUACCACUGUCACUUGAGAACAAAUGGUCCCCAAUGGCGCUUGAAUUUCUGAAAUCUCUAACUGGGAAGUGUGUGUCAGCACAUGUGCAGCAAGUACUAGUCCUGAACAGAACAUUCCUCCUGCACAUACCUUGCAUAUCCAAACAAAUGUAUGAGAUGGGAUUUGCUAAGAAACUAUCCCCAAACAUCUUCCAGGACUUUGUCCUAAAGUCAGUGCAGCCCCAUAGUGGAGCUGAGGUUUUUCCAGAGAUCAAACGGCUGUCCGUGGGACCUGUUGAACAACUGCGCAAGCAAGAGGUGUUCAUGUACCCAGAGCUACAGGGAGGAACUGUAGAGACAGUCGUUGUAACAGAAGUGACAAACCCACAGAGGAUUUUUUGCCAGUUAAAGGUCUUCUCUCAAGAACUGAAGAAACUGUCAGAUCAACUUACACAGAGCUGCGAAGGGAGAAUGCCCAAUUGCGUUAUAGGCCCAGAUAUGAUUGGGUCUCCAUGUUCUGCAAGAGGAAGUGAUGGCAAAUGGUACCGCUCUAUUCUACAGCAGGUAUUUCCAACCAGUAACAUGGUGGAAGUAUUGAAUGUUGACAGUGGAACCAAAGAGUUUGUUAAAGUGGAGAAUGUAAGGUCACUGGCUGCAGAGUUCUUUAGGAUGCCAGUUGUCACCUACAUCUGCUCUCUCCAUGGAGUUAUUGACAAAGGGGUAGGAUGGACAACCACCCGAAUUGACUACCUCAAGUCUCUCCUGCUGUACAAGACGAUGAUUGCCAAAUUUGAGUACCAAAGCAUCUCAGAGGGUGUUCACUAUGUCACUCUUUAUGGAGAUGACAAUACAAACAUGAACAUCUUGUUUGGUUCCAAAGAGGGCUGUUUGCUGGACUGUGAAAAAACACUGGAAGAUUAUGCUAUCCGCAACACAGCACACAGGCAACCGCAUCCAGCCCAGCAAGAAAGAACGCCGCUAACUCCUGGAGAAGUUGUGGAAGAAAAAGAAGGGAAAGCAGUUGCAGAGAGGGUGCCUGCUGAAGUUCUCCUGGUAAACUCCUUACAUGUGGCAGUUGUUCAGCAUGUAACAAACCCAUCAGAGUUUUACAUCCAAACGCAAAACUAUACAAAGCAGUUGAAUGAAUUAAUGGAUACUAUCUACCAUCUCUACAAAGAUUCUCUGAAUAAAGGAUCUGUUAGAAUUCCAACUGUUGGACUCUACUGUGCAGUCAAAGCAGCAGAUGGUGAUUUCUACAGAGCAACUGUGACUGAAGUUGGUGAGACACAGGUCGAGGUAUUCUUUGUUGAUUAUGGAAAUACAGAAGUGGUCGAUAGGAGAAACCUCAGGAUACUUCCUGCUGAGUUCAAAAAGCUGCCACGAUUGGCACUAAAAUGUACUCUGGCUGGUGUCAGACCUAAAGAUGGGAGAUGGAGUCAGAGUGCCUCUGCCUUUUUCAGAAAAGCAGUAACUGAUAAAGAACUAAAAGUACAUGUACUGGCCAAAUAUGAUAGUGGCUAUGUUGUCCAUCUGACAGAUCCCAAAGCAGAGGGAGAACAACAAGUCAGUACACUGUUGUGUAGUUCUGGUCUUGCUGAAAAGGCUGGCAAACCAGGGCAGUGCAAAGACACAAUGCAUCCUGCUAUUACUCCUCCCACACAAUAUCCAGUUGCCAGCCCACCAUGUGGGAAUAAGAACACUGGAUUGGCUCUCCAAGUCCAAAACAUAGUUGGCCUUAGCCAGAAAGAAGGAAGAAUGGCUACCUUUAAGGAACACAUGUUUCCUAUCGGAAGUGUCCUUGAUGUCAAUGUGUCCUUCAUUGAGAGCCCAAGCGACUUUUGGUGCCAGCUAGUUUAUAAUGCAGGACUCUUGAAAUUGCUCAUGGAUGACAUACAGGCACGCUAUGCAGGCAGUGAGUUUCAGCCAAAUGUCGAAACGGCUUGUGUUGCUCGUCACCCUGGUAACGGAUUGUGGUACAGGGCCCUUGCGAUUCAUAAACAUGAAACCGCUCAUGUGGAUGUGUUGUUUGUUGACUAUGGCCAGACAAAGACGGUCUCCUUCCAAGACCUGAGGAGAAUCGGCCCAGAAUUUCUUACUCUGCACGGUCAGGCUUUUCGAUGCAGUCUGUUGAAUCCCAUUGACCCUACAUCUGCUGUAACUGAGUGGAGCGAAGAGGCAGUAGAAAGGUUUAAAAACUUUGUGGACUCGGCUGCUUCCAACUUUGUGAUUCUGAAAUGCACCAUAUAUGCUGUCAUGUGCAGUGAGCAGAAGAUUGUUUCCAACAUUGUGGAUCUAGAAACUCCAUUUGAGAGUAUUUGCAGUAGUAUGGUAAAUGUCAUGAAAGGUACACCUCCCAAAAAAGCUAUGGGACCAUCUUUUCGUCUGGAUACAUACUACUACUCAACACACAGUGUCAAAACUGGGAUGGAGGAAGAGGUCACAGUGACAUGUGUGAACAAUGUCAAUCAGUUCUACUGCCAGCUUGAAAAGAAUGCUGAUGUGAUAAAUGACCUCAAGAUGAAAGUGAGCAGUUUUUGUCGUCAGCUUGAGAAUGUGAAGCUUCCAGCAGUCUUUGGAACUCUGUGCUUUGCAAGGUAUACUGAUGGGCAGUGGUACAGAGGGCAGAUCAAGGCCACAAAGCCAGCACUCCUGGUUCAUUUUGUGGAUUACGGGGACACUAUUGAAGUAGAUAAAUCUGACUUGCUCCCAGUUCCCAGAGAGGCAAACGACAUCAUGUCUGUGCCUGUGCAAGCAGUGGUGUGUGGUCUUUCUGAUGUCCCUGCCAAUGUUUCCAGUGAGGUGAACAGCUGGUUUGAGACAACUGCAACAGAAUGCAAAUUCCGAGCGCUGGUAGUGGCCAGAGAACCUGAUGGGAAAGUGCUAGUUGAGCUCUAUCUUGGAAACACUCAGAUCAAUUCAAAGCUCAAGAAAAAGUUUCAGAUUGAGAUGCACACAGAAAGCCAGGUUGUUUGCCAUGGUCGGAGAGCUUUUGAGGCUUCACCGAGUUGUUCGCAAAAGACGACAAAACGGACCACAAAAAUGGAAGAUGACACACAAUUCCUGAAGAAAAACAGUUUCUCUGCUUCAAAACCUCCGUUUACUUUAAGGGAUGACAGGAAAUCUAAUGAAAUGAACCUUUGGAACAAAACAACAAAGUCAGUUCAUGAAAAUGGUCAAAGGAUCAAGAGUCCACGACUAGAGUUGUACACACCUCCACAGCAAAGGCAGUCAUCUGCUGGUGGCAAUGUCAGAUCUUCACAUCUUCCAACAGAUACCAAGAAACUCAAGUCAACAGUAAAUGGCACAGAAUCCCAAAAGGAAAGUAAUGCCGAAAAGCUUCCUAAACUUUCAGACUUGCCCUCAAAUUCUAUCACACCUGGUAUGGUAGCAGAUGUCUACAUGUCACAUUGCAACAGCCCAUUAAGUUUCUAUGUGCAGUGUGUAAGGGAUGAGGAUCAUAUAUAUUCCCUGGUAGAAAAGCUCAAUGACCCCAAUUCAACUCCAGAAACCAACAGGCUCAAAAACGUGCUACCAGAUGACCUUGUUCAAGCACAGUUCGCAGAUGAUUCCUCAUGGUACCGAGCAGUUGUAAGAGAACUCCAUGGUGAUGCAAUGGCUCUCAUUGAGUUUGUUGAUUUUGGCAAUACAGCCAUGACUCCACUUUCCAAGAUGGGCAGACUCCACGAGAAAUUCUUGCAGCUGCCAAUGUACAGCACACACUGUAUGCUGAGUGAUGCUGCUGGUCUCGGGGAACAGGUUGUAGUUGAUCCAGAUGUGGUGUCGGCUUUCAAAGAAAAGAUUUCUAGCAGUGGAGAAAAAGUGUUCAAGUGCCAGUUUGUCAGGAAAAUUGGGUCUGUGUGGGAAGUUAACCUUGAAGACAAUGGUGUGAAGGUUACGUAUAAAGUGCCUACUGUAGAUCCUGAAAUCACUUCAGAGAAACUUGAGCAAGUAAAGGAAAGGAAGGAGCCAUCCCAGGUAUCUGAUAUCAGAGAAGUGCCAGAGAGAUCAGUGCUGAGCCACUGCUCCCCACAUAACUUUCUGGAAGACCUUUUUGAGGGGCAGAAAUUGGAAGCCUAUAUCACAGUCAUAAAUGAUGAUCAGACUUUCUGGUGUCAGUCUGCUAGUUCAGAAGAACAUGAUGAGAUCUUAUUAGGUCUCUCAGAAGUUGAGAAUUCAGCAGGUCAGAACCAUAUUGAUCCAGAUGCUCUUGUUCCUGGAAGUCUAUGUAUUGCUCGCUUUUUAGACGAUGAGUUGUGGUAUCGUGCAGAGGUCAUUGACAAAAAUGAGGGUGAGCUCUCUGUUUUCUUUUUGGACUAUGGAAACAAGGCUAGAGUCAGCAUAACAGAUGUGAGAGAAAUGCCACCUUGCUUGUUGAAGAUUCCACCACAGGCAUUUUUGUGCGAGCUUGAAGGCUUUGAUGUUUUGUGUGGAUAUUGGGAAAGUGGAGCAAAGGUUGAAUUGUCUGCACUCAUAGAUGUCAAACUGUUGCAGUUGACUGUCACAAAACUAGCAAGAGCUACAGGAACAAUCUUUGUGCAGGUGGAAUGCGAAGGUCAGGUGAUAAACGAGUUGAUGAAAACCUGGUGGAAGAGCUUCAUAACCGAAAAUAAAGCCAAAGCAGAUGAACCGCCUGAUUCAGAUGAAGCAUCAGUGCAGACUGACUCAUCUGUAAAUGAGUCUGUGGUAUCUGACGAUCAAGUAGAGAAUCCCAAAACCCAAGAAGCAGACAAAUCUCAUAUCCACUUUGAGAAAGACAACAGUGACGAGCUCAGCACUGAUCAGUUUGAGCCUUGCACAGAAGAUGAGGUACAAAAAUUAAGUACUCCAAAGUCCUCUAAAGAUUCAGUUCAUCUUGAGAUUUUUGGGAUCCAAGAAGAAAGACAGAUCAAGGACAGAUUUCCUGGUGAUAGUGGUAUAGAUGAAAGUAUAUUGUCGCCACUUGAUGACAAAGACCAAAAUGUUUUGACUGUGAACUUUAACAUGGAGGACACUAACAAAGAACCUGAAGAGGAGCAAGUCUUGGUAAUGGACCCUCUUGGGCCCAACGUCUCAAGUUCUCCAGUGGAUGAGAACCUUUUAGAGACAACAGAUGACCAUGAGAGAACUGCAAACACUGACAAGGAAUCUCUACUUGAAGAGAUGAACACAGUUUCCUACAGCUCUGACAUCAUGAAUGUUUCUGAUCUAGCCAAAAACCAAGAUGGAGUAACAGCUUCUGUAGGAAGUGGUACUUCCCUGAACCGUAGGACAACUGUGAAAUUGGUUCCGAGGAACGCUGUUAGUCUCAUGGAAAGUACUGAAGUCUCAAAACAGAUUCCGACUGAAUUAGUGCUGCCCUCCCUUGUGCCUCCUGAGGAGCAGUUGUGCAGUGCUCCCAAUGAACCGGAAAGUGAGGCCGGAGAUGGGAUGAGUCAGCAAGAGGUUCCAUGUGCUACCACACAAGCUGAGAGUGACUCUGUGAGCGAUGAGGAGUCCUUGGUUCAUCUCAACAUUCCAAAUUCAGCUUGUCUGUGUUUGGAUCUCGCAGACACUGACGAAGCUGCCAGUGAGCCCCUCACGUGCACUGUGUCCUCGCUGGAGAAGGGUGAUGAGAUUGAAGAAGUGACCUGUUGUACUGAAGAGGCUUGCAUAACAGAUGUCUGCACAGAGCAAAAAAAGCCGAGUGGUGAUGGUGAAGACUGUCUGAGCUGUGUGACAGCAGAGGAAACGGUCCAGAAUGGAUCGCUUGACACUCCUUCAGGGAACACAGUGGAAGGUGGUGAUGUUGCCCUAGAGGAUCGAGGACCGUGGACAACUACUCCUAGCGGGGACGACUCGAUAACCGAAGAUGAGACGUUGUGUCUUCGUGAGGAUACACUUUCUGCUUUACAAUCUGAUGCUGAGCCACAGACCUCCACAGCUAUUAAAUCUUCAGAUUUGAAUAGCCUUGUUGAAGAGGUGACCUGUCUUGUUGGAGAGAUCUGUUUGACAGAAGUCUGUAGAGAUCUAAAAGAGGAAGCUGAAAUGUUGACGGAGGAGUGUGAGCUGCAGGAGUGUCCACCUUCCCAACAAAAUGAGGUAAGAAAGAGUUGUGAUGACAGUGUGUCGACAGACGAGCUGCCUUCUCCUUAGGACAGUUUUGGAAUCCAGCUGUCAAAGCUGUUCAGCUGAGCAGCAGCCGGCAGAGUGACUGCCUCUUCUUUUCUUUUUGGACGUUAAAUAGAAGAUUACUGUAACUGCAUAUUGUUUUGUGUUGUUUCAGAUGGUUCAGUUCAUUUUUUCUGUGUUCAUUUUAAGUGCCCAAUGCCAGUGUUGUCAUUGUUUUGGCUUCUUUGUGUGUUAUCGUCCUAUCGUCAUACCCUUUGAUCUGCUUAUUUCAUUGUUCCUCUAAAAACAAACAGCUGUGAAGCUAAAAGUCUUUAUAUGGUAAUAGUUGAUAAAACAUGAGGAGUUUGUUUUGAUAAACUGCCAAACAAUUCUUUAGAUGUUUGAGUCUUUAGUUUCUUUGCUCUGGUUUCAGUGGCUGUUGUGAAAUGCAUGGAAAAAAAUCUAUUUGGUGUUAAUCGACGAGUUGAAGCAAAUUUGUGUUGGCACAAUAAAUAUUAAUAUUCAUGCA